ACCGGGCUUCCGCGUUGGGAGCCGGCAAUAGAACCUGGGAAGCAGAGAGCUGUUGUCCCGGCUGCGGGGCGCCCCGCCGGCCCGGGGUGGGGAUGCACCGGCGCGGGGUGGGAGCUGGCGCCAUCGCCAAGAAGAAACUCGCCGAGGCCAAGUACAAAGAGCGAGGGACCGUCUUGGCUGAGGACCAGCUGGCCCAGAUGUCAAAACAGUUGGACAUGUUUAAGACCAACCUAGAAGAAUUUGCCAGCAAGCACAAGCAAGAGAUCCGCAAGAACCCUGAGUUUCGAGUCCAGUUCCAAGAUAUGUGUGCUACCAUUGGGGUGGAUCCUCUGGCCUCUGGAAAAGGGUUUUGGUCUGAGAUGUUGGGCGUCGGCGACUUCUAUUAUGAGCUGGGCGUCCAGAUUAUUGAAGUGUGCCUGGCCCUAAAACAUCGGAAUGGAGGUCUGAUAACUCUGGAGGAGCUACACCAGCAGGUGUUGAAAGGAAGGGGCAAGUUUGCCCAGGACGUCAGCCAAGACGACCUGAUCAGGGCCAUCAAGAAGCUGAAAGCGCUGGGCACUGGCUUUGGCAUCAUCCCCGUGGGCGGCACUUACCUCAUUCAGUCUGUUCCAGCUGAGCUCAACAUGGAUCACACUGUUGUGCUGCAGCUGGCAGAGAAAAAUGGGUACGUGACUGUCAGUGAAAUCAAAGCCAGUCUCAAGUGGGAGACGGAGCGAGCGCGACAAGUGUUGGAACACCUGCUGAAGGAAGGCCUAGCCUGGCUGGACCUGCAGGCUCCAGGGGAGGCCCACUACUGGCUGCCAGCUCUCUUCACAGAUCUCUACUCCCAGGAGAUCUCAGCUGAGGAGGCCAGAGAAGCCUUCCCUUGACUGAGUGUGGGAGGACAACAGCAGCAGGCCAGAAGGGAACCCGCCUGUGAAUAAACGUGGACAGUUUUGUUUAUAAAAGAA
Molecule: messenger RNA, 950 nt
Organism: Arvicola amphibius (Eurasian water vole)
Lineage: Eukaryota; Metazoa; Chordata; Mammalia; Rodentia; Cricetidae
Gene: Snf8
Product: SNF8 subunit of ESCRT-II
Exons: 8
Coding region: 93-869 (258 amino acids)
Biological process (GO): protein transport to vacuole involved in ubiquitin-dependent protein catabolic process via the multivesicular body sorting pathway
Cellular component (GO): ESCRT II complex
Source: RefSeq, a predicted model, not a curated record